This is a messenger RNA of Yarrowia lipolytica CLIB122, 1863 nucleotides long. RefSeq lists its product as uncharacterized. The record is from RefSeq and is a predicted model, not a curated record. NCBI's taxonomy places the organism in Eukaryota, Fungi, Ascomycota, Dipodascomycetes, Dipodascales. Gene Ontology annotation, molecular function: protein binding.
AUGGGCACCGAGCUGCUCGAUGGCUGGGAGAAGGUGGACAAUUGGUCUCAACACGGAAUCGCCUUCCUCUCGGAUGUUCAGUCCUUCUACCGAGAACGAGCCUCCAUUGAAAAAGAGUACUCCCAGAAGCUCUCUUCGCUCAGUUCUAAGUACUUUGAGAAGAAAGCUCGAGUGUCUUCCGUUCUAUCAGUCGGAGAACAUCCUGAAGUCACUCCUGGGUCUCUUGAAUCCGCAUCUCUUGUCACUUGGGGAGAAAUUUUGACCCAGACCGAAACAUUGGCCAAGGAGAAGAACCGUCUGGCGUCCGAGCUCAACCUCCAAAUCGCCGACCAGGUCCAUGCCCUGUCCCUGAAAAGUGAAAACGUCCGAAAGAACCUGCAAACGUUCUCUGAGAAGCUGAUUGAGGACCGAGAUGGAUACUACUCGCUGCUCAAGAAGACCAAAAACGGCUACUACGACGCCUGCCAGGCUGUCGAGAACCAGCGGAUGAAGGGCCAAAAGGGAGGAGCGCUGGGCGGUCUCAUUGGUCAAUCUAAGGAGAAGUUGGAACGGAAGCUUGAGUCGAAGAACGCCGACAUGAACGACGCCAAAAAUAUGUAUCUUGUAAAGAUCAACGUCGCCAACCGUCUCAAGGACAAGUACUAUCACCAGGAUGUUCCUGAACUGCUGGAUAGAUACCAGGAACUCAACGAACUACGAGUCAAGCUGCUCAACGGACUCUUGAGCAAGGCUGCUUCUCUCGAAAUUGCAUGCAACAAUCGAUGCACCGAGCAUAUGAACGCUACCAUUGAAAUGGUUGCACAAAACCAUCCCGUUCUUGACUCUGCCAUGUUCACCAAGCACAAUAUUGCCCCUAACGGAUGGGAGGAACCCAUCGACUUCAUUUACGAGCCGUGCCCUAUUUGGCACGACGAUGAGAACAUGGUUCUCGAUGAUGUGGCUCUCAGAUACCUGCAUACUGUACUGGGCGACUCGCAGCGACUCAGCCACCAGUUCGAAGACACUAUUGCGUCCAAGGAGGCCGGCUUCCAGGACUUGGAGAAGCGAAAGGCAACGAAGCUGGCCGAGGCAGACUCUGAUUCAGCUUCCAACAACCACUUUGAGCUGCUUAGUCAGUCUAUCAACGCUCUGAGAAGUCUCACGGUGGACGACACCAAGCGUACCAUUGCAGAAGUCGAAACUGAGACCAUCAAACACAACACUGGUGAGAAGGAUCUCGACUCAUACCAACCCGUUGUGAUCAAGAAACGACACAACUUCUUGUUUGGCAAAAAGAAGAUUGAUCGAAACAUUCCGGAACCGACACCGGUGAAACGAAGCAACACCACCACCUCAGGAUUUGGCGGCACGGGAAAGUUGAUUCUGGACACUCUAACAUACAGAGAAGGAGACCCCAUUCCAUGGAACAAGGAGAGUUCUGCAUUGGUGUUGUAUAGAUAUGAACCUCAGGGAAGCGACGAGGUGUUCAUUUCCGAAAACGAGCAUGUGACUGUUCUUGAGACCGAUGAUGGCUCUGGAUGGAUUCGAGUGCGGAAGAGCGAUGGCACUGACGGACUUGUGCCUGCUUCAUAUGUCGACAUGAACCCUCCCAAGAGUGCCACCACACCAUCCUCUGGAGGUGGAGGUGGAAGCUUGAAGUCUGCGUUCUCAAUCAAACGAAAGGGUCCUCCUGUCGCGCCCAAACAGGGUGCCAAAAAGGUCGAUUACGUCACCGCACUGUAUGAUUACAAUGCCCAGGACGAUACCGAGCUGUCGAUCAAGGCCGGUGACCAGAUUGUGGUGGUGGAGCCCGAUAGAGAUGGAUGGACGGAGGGAGAGUUGAACGGACAAAGAGGUGCUUUCCCCACAAGUUACGUGGAGUAG